This is a messenger RNA of Penicillium griseofulvum, 4071 nucleotides long. Its product is annotated as Hydantoinase B/oxoprolinase. The transcript has a single exon. Gene Ontology annotation, biological process: glutathione metabolic process. The coding region runs from base 1 to 4071 and encodes 1356 amino acids. Gene Ontology annotation, molecular function: 5-oxoprolinase (ATP-hydrolyzing) activity. Gene Ontology annotation, cellular component: cytosol. NCBI's taxonomy places the organism in Eukaryota, Fungi, Ascomycota, Eurotiomycetes, Eurotiales, Aspergillaceae. The record is from RefSeq and is a predicted model, not a curated record.
AUGCAAGAAGCCUCAGAGAAAGGUUACCAACUCGGAGUUGAUGUUGGCGGGACAUUUACAGACGUUUACGUGUUCACCUCCCAUGAACAAACAGUGCGAGUAAAGGUCCCAACAACCAUACCAGAUCAAAGCAUUGGGAUCCAACAGGGUAUCGCCAAAGCCCGUGAAUUGGUCAAAGAAAAAUUCGGCUGGUCGGGGACUUUCCAAUUCAUUCACCAUGGCACGACAACCGCAACAAAUGCAGUCCUUGAAGGGAAGGGCGCCCGCACCGCGUUAAUUGUGACGGCUGGCCAUAAGGAUAUAUUGGCUUUGCGUCGCUCCCAGAUCCCAGGUGGAUUGGGUGCAUGGCUGCACUGGACACCACCCGACCCUAUAGUACCACUUGAGCGAGUUGUUCAAUGCAAAGAACGCAUGUCCGUGCAGGGCGAAACAGUAACGCCAGUUGAUAUCGAGGAUCUACGACGGGGUUUGAAAGAUCUGGCGCGACAGAAACCAGAAGCAGUCGCUAUCUCGCUACUGAACUCGCAUAGCAACGAGGAUCACGAACGAGUCAUUGCAAGAAUAGUCCGCGAGGAACUGGGGGCUGAUAUCGCUAUCAUUUGUUCUGCAGAUGUCCUGCGUGAAGUUGGAGAGUAUGAGCGGACGGUCACAACCUGCACGAAUACCUUGGUAAAGCCGGUUGUUGAGAAAUACCUGCAUAAUCUGUCUGAGGCGCUUGCAACAGAAAGUGAAACCAUUCGGGUUCUUAAAAGCGAUGGUGGUUUGACCAGUCUGACUCUCGCUUCUGAGUUGCCGGUCAACAUCCUCAUGUCGGGACCUGCAGGAGGCGUCAAGGGAGUGGCAGAUGUUGUGGCUCGGAGCACUCCGUACAAGAAUCUGAUUACCUUGGACAUGGGAGGAACUUCUACCGACUGCGCACUAAUUUACGAUGGCCAGCCUCAGCUCCGACGGGAGACUGUUGUAGGGAGUCUAUCUGUUCGAGCGCCCGCAGUUGAUAUCAAGACCGUAGGGGCUGGUGGAGGGUCAAUCACAACUUAUAUGGAGCUCACGGAGACCUUGCGGGUAGGCCCCGAGAGCGCUGGCGCAGCACCCGGACCUGCAUGCUAUGGAAAAGGUGGAAAGCAAGCCACUGUCACGGAUGCGAAUCUGGUCCUGGGAUAUUUACCCAAAACCUUGCUAGGUGGUGAGUUCGCGUUGGAUGUCCAGGCUGCUAUAAAUGCCGUCGAGGAUAUUGCGAACCGGAUGAAGCUUCCGGUCAUCCAAACAGCGGAGGAUAUAAUCACAAUCAUCAAUGAGACAAUGUAUGGUGCCUUGCGUCUUGUAUCUGUGGAGCAGGGUUAUGACCCUCGUGAAUUUGCUCUGGUCGCUUUCGGUGGUGCCGGCCCUCUGCAUGCAAAUGCCGUCGGUCAACUUCUUGGGGCCUGGCCUGUGAUCAUCCCGCCUUCGCCUGGAGUCUUAUGUGCACAGGGUGAUGUGACUACUAAACUUAGACACGAACAAUCUGCCACCUUCAUUCGUAUUGUCUCCGGGACCACUGUUGUCGAGGCACGGGAACAGUACCAAAGGCUAGCGCAAGAGUGUCAGGAUACUUUAUCGAGAACGGCGGGUGAUCUGUGGCCCUUGUCAUGGAAAACUGAAUACCAAGCAGAUCUUCGGUACAAAGGUCAAGCUUUGAUGAUAACGAUUGUUCUGACUAAAGAUGACUUGGCCCUGAAUACUGAGAAAUGGCAUGACGUGUUGCGACAAAAGUUCGAUCAACAGCAUCAGCAGAUGUUCACUUACUGCUUACCCGACUUUGAACUUGAAUUGAUGAGACUGGGAGUUGUGUUAGAAGACGCCUCGCCUGGUAUUGACAUUCCUCAAGUUGGCAAAGCCACAAUUCCCCCUCCAGAUGCAAAGAUUGGCGAGCAGAAUAUUAUCGUCCAAGGCGAGGAGAAUUUGGCAACCCUGUGGGAUCGCCAGAAGAUUAGCAAGCAGGGUAUUCAAGUAACGGGUCCGUGUAUCAUCUCUGAAAUGGACAGCAACACACUCAUCUUGCCUGGGUACUAUGGUGAAAUCGAUCACAUCGGAAAUAUCUUGAUCAACCCUGUGGAAAAGAAGCCCACCGUUGCUACCACACACACUUGCGAGUCAGCCAAAGAGCUUGUCAAGAGCACCCCGUUGAUUCCUACACUGAUAUCCGCGACUCUGGCCUCCAUUCGUGGCGAGAUGGACAAGAUGAUGCUACGAUGCAGCAUGUCCCCUGCUAUUCGAGAGCAGCAGGAUGAAUUCAACGUAAUAACCGACCGUGAGGGCAAAAUGCUGGUUGGUCAGUUUGGGAGUUUCAUCACACAGUUCCUCGAUAUUUGGGACGGUACAAUCGAAGAGGGGGAUGUGUUUAUCACUAACGACACCUACCAAGUGCAGGGUGCCAUCAGCCACCUCAAUGACAUUAUCGCCUUCUUGCCCAUCUUUCACAACAGUCAGAUCAUUGGCUUCGCAUCGCAAUUUGGGCAUUUGACUGAUGUGGGAGGUAUCGUUCCCGGAAGUAUGUCAAUCAACGCGACGUCUGUCUUCGAUGACGGUGUGCAGAUUCCAUGCAUAAAGCUGUACACCCGUGGUGUGAUGAACACGGAUCUGGUUGAUCUUCUUUGUCGAAACUCUCGGCAACCGGCAUGGUAUCGCUCUGACCUGACUGCUAUUGUAGCAUCCUGUUCUAUGGCUGCUACCAGAGUUCGAGAGCUGACCACCCGUUUCGGCACUGAAGUAUACCUGGCUGCCUGCUCGGAGCUGCUGUACCGGAACCGAACUGGGUUUGCAAAGAUUAUCGAGCGCCAAUUUGAUGAUCUGGAAAGCAAAUUCACAGACUUCGUCGAUGAUGAUGGCCACGGUGUUGGACCUUGGGCACUCACCUGCUCUAUGAAAAGGGUAGAGGGCAACGGGCUUCAGUUUGACUGGAGUGGCACUUCCCCACAGAGCGAGCAUAGUAUCAACUUCUAUCUCUCGGAGACAAUGUUCAAGAUGUUCAUUGGCUACUACCUCAUUGCAGCCGCUGCCCCGGGUACUGUUAUCAAUGACGGUUUCCAUGACUUGAUUGAUGUGCACAUCCCCCAAGGAUCUGUUCUCAAGCCUGUUCGCCCUGCGCCAAUCUCAUGCCGCACUCACUUCCUUGGACGCACCUUGGACAUCGUACAAGCUCUGAUUGGCCAAAAGCAAGACUCCUACCAGGCUGCAGCUGGAUUCAGUGACUCACCCCAUUUCUUUUACUCUGGUUUUAAGCCGGAUGGGGAGUGGUAUCAGCUCUACCAGAUUGGAUUUGGAGGUGUUCCUGCACGACAAGCCGGCGAUGGACCUGAUUGCCACUGUCUCUUCCCUGCUAUCAAAUCCAUUCCCACAGAGAUAAUAGAGCUCAACUACCCGUUGCGCAUUGAAGCCAAUGAGAGCGUUGCUGAUAGUGGUGGUGCCGGAUACUACCGGGGCGGUAAUGCUCAGCGCACGCUAUACCGAUUCCUGGCUCGUGGGGAGUUCAGUCUCCACGAUGACCGGUGGUUCACCAAGCCAUGGGGGUUGAAGGGUGGAAAGCCGGGACAACGAUCGCGAAAAAUGCUCUACCGGUACUCUAAGUCUGAGGACAGUCCUCCAACAGAGAUUUUGCCUUCAAAAUGUGAUCAUAUUCGUGUCGAUCCGGGUGAUCUUCUUGAGUGGGUGACUUGGGGUGGAGGUGGAUUGGGUGAUCCUUUGACACGUCCGGCAAGAAAGGUGGCAUUGGAAGUACAUCGGAAGCUGGUCACAAUUGAGGGAGCUCGUUUUGCGUAUGGUACCGUUGUCAAGGACGAUUUCACUGUGGAUGAAGUUGAGACAGAGGCAUUGCGGGCCCAGAUGCGGAUGGCACGUAGCCACCUUAGUGAAUCGUCCAUCUAUGACCGUGGAGGAAGCCUCGAGCAAUUACGCGAAGCGUGUUUGCGCGAGACCGGACUUGAUGCCCCGUUACCUCAGUGGGAAACCGAAAUUUAUGGUCCUCAUGCGGGUUUGGAAUAUGUGCAGGAUUGGUUCGAUGGGAUGCGAUUACGCAAAGGUUGGGAGCUUAACUAG